AUGAAGAUUGUUGCUAUUGAAUUAUUGCGUCAAGAUGGGCAAGGCCAAGAUCCCACUAUUCUAUCUGCUGCCUUUGAAGUGUCAUCUUUUGGCUACUUUCAACGUUCAGGCGUCCGUGAGAUGAUCAAUUUUUUCAGUCGUACGUUUAUUAAACGCACGGAACCUGGUCAGCGGCAAUCAAUUCAGCACGAAGAGUACAAUUGCCACGUGUACGUGCGUCGUGAUGGGCUGUCGGGCAUUGUAGUAUGCGACCAAGAGUACCCACCGCGUGUUGCCUUUGCGCUGCUUAAUAAACUCAUGGAAGAGUUUAACAAGUCGACUGGUGGCAGUUGGAAGACCCAAUCGGGCAACCCGCAAGAGUUUGCGGCAUUGACGAAAGCCCUGGCCGAAUACCAGGACCCUUCGAAGGCCGACAAGAUUUCAGCCAUCCAGAAAGAACUAGAUGAGACGACUGCUGUGUUGUCCAAGACCAUUGAUAAUGUGCUGGAGCGUGGUGAGAAAUUGGAUGACCUCGUGUCCAAGUCACAGGAUCUCAGUAGCCAGUCCAAGGUGUUUUACAAACAGGCCAAGAAGACCAACUCCUGCUGCAUUGUUAUGUAA
Peronospora farinosa is the source of this 600-nucleotide messenger RNA. Lineage: Eukaryota; Oomycota; Peronosporomycetes; Peronosporales; Peronosporaceae. The record is from the annotation of a GenBank genome assembly.